Humulus lupulus (European hop) is the source of this 1412-nucleotide messenger RNA. RefSeq names its product senescence/dehydration-associated protein At4g35985, chloroplastic-like. Gene Ontology annotation, cellular component: plasma membrane. The transcript has 5 exons. Bases 94 to 1203 code for a protein of 369 amino acids. The record is from RefSeq and is a predicted model, not a curated record. NCBI's taxonomy places the organism in Eukaryota, Viridiplantae, Streptophyta, Magnoliopsida, Rosales, Cannabaceae.
GAAUCAACUUUUCUUCUUUUCCAAUCUCAUCUCUUUCUCUCAAUAACAAAAUUAACAUAAUUUGCAGAGAAAAGAAAAACGACAACAGCAAACAUGGGAUGCUUCAGUUUUUACACCUCCAAAACCCCAUCAUCCACCAUGAAAGGAGCUCCUUCUGAAAACGGUUACAACCCAGAAAUACCCAACAACAUCAAACACGAAGUCCUACUUCAAAUCCCAGUAUGCAGAGUUCACUUGGUGGAAGCAGGGGAAGCUCUGGAGCUCGCCAAUGGCGACUUCAAGUUCACCAGAAUCUCAGACGAAGGCGUCUCUCUUGCCAUCAUAAUAAGUGUUGGAAACGACCUAACUUGGCCUUUGACUAAAGACGAGCCCGUCGUCAAGCUCGAUUCUCUCAACUAUCUUUUCUCCUUGCCCAUGACUGAUGUUGAACCUCCUCUAAGCUACGGCGUGUCGUUUCCUGACCAGCACCGCGGCUCUCUGGCAACUCUGGAUUCUUUGUUGAAGCAGAAUUCGUGCUUUUCAGACUCAACCACGGCUCAACCUCAAAGUAAAGGUGUUGACUGGAAAGAGUUUGCUCCCAGAGUUGAAAACUACAACAACUUUUUGGCUAAAGCAAUUGCAGGAGGGACUGGUCAUAUUGUGAAAGGGAUUUUUAUGUUGACCGAUGCUUAUGCCAAUCAGGUACUAAAGGGAGGGGAAAUGAUGCAAGCUUAUAAUGGGGUUGAGGUGAAAAGCUCUGCCACAAAGAAAGAAAGAGACAACAUCAACAAUAGUGGCUUGAAACGCGUGAAAAAGAUGUCAAAGAUGACAGACCAGUUAAGCAAAACAAUGCUCGAUGGAGUUGGUAUAGCCACGGGAGCGGUGAUGGCACCCAUGUUCAAAUCUCAAGCAGGGGAAAAACUCUUUGCCACGGGUCCGGGACAGGUCCUUCUGGCUUCACUUGAUGCAGUUAAUAAGGUGUUAGAUGCAGUUGAAGUAGCAGAAAAGCAAGCUCUUUCGGCCACUUCCAGUGCUGCGACAAGAGAGGUCAAGAAGAGGUACGGAGAUGAGGCAGGGGAAACUACUGCGGAUGCUUUUGCAACUGUUGGUCAUAUAGGAAAUACUGCCUGGAAUAUCUUCAAAAUAAGAAAAGCCCUUAAUCCAGCUUCAUCUGUCUCCACUGGAGUGUUGAAGAAUGCUGCAAAAAAUAAGACCAACAAUUAGUGGUAGCUAAACUAGGAUUUAAUUAGUAAGACUCACUUAAAUUGAGCAUAAAUUUAUUUUCGAUUGUGAAGUGAAUAUUGUUCCAAGUGAACCUUGUGUAAAGGAGAAAUACAAUAUUUAGAGGUAUGGUUUUAUAUUUCAGUACAUGUUUACAUAAGACCCUAAAUUUAUAAAGAAAUAAAAAAAUCCAUAGUAAUAUAUAGUGUUUA